This is a messenger RNA of Gadus macrocephalus (Pacific cod), 5574 nucleotides long. It is a transcript of the gene arhgap22b, whose product is annotated as rho GTPase-activating protein 22. Gene Ontology annotation, cellular component: focal adhesion. Gene Ontology annotation, molecular function: GTPase activator activity. The record is from RefSeq and is a predicted model, not a curated record. Gene Ontology annotation, biological process: signal transduction; activation of GTPase activity. Lineage: Eukaryota; Metazoa; Chordata; Actinopteri; Gadiformes; Gadidae. Bases 383 to 2713 code for a protein of 776 amino acids. The transcript has 10 exons.
CCCCCCCCCUCCAGCCGCCACCACCGACAGCACUGCAGAAGGUCAGAGCGAGUAGAGGAGAGGAGAGGAGAGGAGAGGCAGACGCCAGAGAGAGAGAGAGAGAGAGAGAGAUGGUGUGCUGCUGAUUCUGACUGAAAGGCGGAUCAGACAGAAGGAAGACAAGAACAGGAGGAGAGUGAAAAGACGAGAGAGAGAGAUAGAGAGAGAGAGAGAGAGAGAGAGAGAGAGAGAGAGAGAGAGAGAGAGAGAGGAGAGAGAGAGAGAGAGAGAGAGAGAGAGAGAGAGAGAGAGAGAGAGAGAGAGAGAGAGAGAGAGAGGGAGAUAGGGUUUUGGUUCGCUGGACCCACAAGAACAUGCAGAGAGGAGAGAGAGAGGACCAGGGAUGACAGCCAUGCUCAGCCCAAAGAUAAGGCAGAGCAGGAGAGCAGCCAGGUCGAAAAGCAUGGUGAUGGGCGAGGUGUCGCGGGCCACCGGCCGGCCUGCUUCCCCCAGCCUCCAAGAGGGGGCGCUGAAGGCCGGCUGGCUGAAAAAGCAGCGCAGCAUCAUGAAAAACUGGCAGCUCCGCUGGUUUGUGCUGCGCUCGGACCAACUCUACUUCUACAAGGACGAAGAGGAGACUAAACCACAGGGCUCCAUACCUCUCCAAGGCUGCCUGGUGAACGAGCUCUCGGCCAAUCCGGACGAACCAGGAAGACAUGUUUUUGAAAUUGUACCAGGUGGACCAGGGGACAAGGACAGGGCAGCCAUGAGUCAUGAGGCCUUCUUGUUGAUGGCCAACUCCCAGAGUGAUAUGGACGACUGGGUCCGGGCCAUCCGCAGGGUCAUUUGGGCUCCUUUCGGAGGAGGGAUCUUCGGCCAGCGUCUAGAGGACACGGUGCAGUACGAGAAGAAGUUUGGCCCGCGGCUGGCCCCCCUGCUGGUGGAGCAGUGUGUGGACUUCCUGCGGGAGCGUGGCCUGGACGAGGAGGGCCUCUUCCGCAUGCCGGGACAGGCCAACCUGGUGAAGGAGCUCCAGGAGUCCUUCGACUGCGGGGACAAGCCCCUGUUCGACAGUAACACAGACACCCACACGGUGGCGUCUCUGCUGAAGCUGUACCUCAGAGAGCUGCCGGAACCCGUCGUCCCCUUCGCCAAGUACGAUGACUUCCUCUCCUGCGCUCAUCUGCUCGCCAAAGACGAGGAGGAGGGGGUCCAGGAGCUGGAAAAACAAGUGAACUCUCUACCUCUGCCCAAUUACAAUCUCCUAAAGUACAUAUGCAAGUUUCUCGACGAGGUCCAGUCCCAUUGUAGCGAAAACAAAAUGAGCGUCCAGAACUUAGCCACGGUGUUUGGGCCAAACAUGCUGCGACCCAAGAUGGAGGACCCUGUGGCCAUCAUGGAAGGCACUUCCCUUGUCCAGCACCUGAUGACCAUCCUCAUCAGGGACCACAACCGCCUGUACUCAGGGAGGGACCAGGAGGGGCCGACCGCUCCCCAGUCAGAGCUCACCGUCCCUGGGCAGCAGCUGCAGCACCGCAGCCUGGGGGCCUGGAUCUCCGAGGAGGACCUCCAGAGCUGCCCUCUCUCCAACGCCACCGGCGACGUCGACCUGGAAAGCAGCGCCUCCUCGCUGGACGCCAAACUGUGCGCCGCCGUCACUCCCCCUCACCAGACGCCCAACCCCAACCCCGCUCCCAGACUGGGCCCUGCUUCCACAGGGAAGGGAGGAGGAGGCGGAGGAGGAGGAGGAGAGACGGUGAUCAGCCCCAGCAAACAGGCCAAGACGCUGCCUUCCUGGAAAUACACCUUCAAGAGCUCCUCCUCCACGCCGCGCGGCCAGCCCCAGGCCAAGCAGAGCGGCGCGGGCUCCACCACCGACACCGCCAGCUUGUCUUCCGGCAGCGGUGGAGGCGGCGGCGGUGGUGGUGGUGGUGGUGGUGGUGGCGGAGGCAGCAGCGGUAACUGGCUGAUGAACGGUUUGUCCUCUCUGAGGGGUCAUCGGCGCACCUCCUCCGGGGAGCGCUCGGCGCGCGACCGCGACUCCACGGGCUCCUCCCAGCGGCUCUCCACCUACGACAACGUCACCUCCUCGUCCAGCAUGGGGAGCGUGCCCAGCGUGGCCAGCACGCCCUGGUCCACCUCCUCCUGCGAGAUCUCCGGCCCGGACUCGGCCAGCAGCGAGCCCUCGUCCAACCACAACUCGGGCAGCAGCUCCGGAGCCGGAGCGGAGUCGGACAGCCAGAAGGAGGAGGACCGGGGAGGGGACGGGGGGACGGGGGCUGAGCGGAGAGGCUCCGCCGACCAGGAGGACAGCUGUGAGGCCAUGGAGGUGUGUGGGAACAGCGCCGCCUGCAGCGAGAACGGGAACGGCGUUGUGGCGAGCGUUGUCAUUCCGUCCAUUUACACGUCGGAGGACGGGGACGGGGACGCCCCGUCGCUGGGCAGCCUGGUGGAGGGUCUCCGGGACGAGCUCAGGAGCCAGAAAGGAGCCUAUGAAGUCCGGAUCAAAAAGCUGGAGGAGUCUAGUGCGGCUCUGUGCACCCACAUGGAGCGGCUGGAGCAGGAGAUGGAGCAGGAGAGGAAGAAGCAGCGCAUGCUGGAGAUCAAGCUACGCAACUCUGAGAGGGCACGCGAGGACGCUGAGAACCGAAACAAACUCCUGGAGAAGGAGAUGGAAGACUUCUUCUCCACUCUGGGUGAUCUCGCCCUUGGGGCAAGAACGAGCGAUAUAUAACACGUGGAGCCACCAUCGCUGGGGUUUUACACACAUUAAACAACCUGCUGACUUCUGGGGUUCAAUUCCAGCGGGUUCUCGGAUCCAUCAACUCCAUCCAAUCAGGACACGUCUUCCAGAAACAUGGAACACGUCAUUGUUUUGUUGGGAAUUUCCCGGUUUGGAGUUAGAGGAACUGGAUUUUUGAUUGGGAUUGGAAGAUGAUGAAAUGUAAAAAAUAUAUAAAUAGUAGGAUGGACACUAGCUACUACUUGGCAGAGAAUUAUAAAAUCCCUGUUGUGGAGAGUGAAGUGCUGCUUAAACCCCUUGACCAAACCAAGGAGACCACAAACUUUGUGCGUUCCAUUUAUCACACAUGGAUCCGAUUUUAUACGCAAGUCAGGUUCUUGUAUGUAUCCGUUGAGAGAGGGGGAAUGGAAUGGAUUAUGUGAAGUAAAUAUUAAGAUCCAGUGAAUGAAAUCCCAUUGUUGAAUGCAAGCUAAUGCUUAAUCAUCUAAGCAAAGCUGUACAAUGCCAGCCAUCGUAGAAGUAUUCCCUGAAAGUAGCUUAUGGCCUACUACUGAAGACAACCUCCUUUCAUUAGAACGAUCACUAACAAUGAUAUUCUCCUUUGGAUCAUCUACCCAACAGAUCUUUAUUAUGGUAACAAGGACCAAGCCUGUAUGGAAGGGUAACCUAAACAAGGGGUUGUCAAUGGUGCACAGUACUUAACCAUAAGAGAAACAAGAGCUUGAGAACUCUUCUGCUUCGAGCAGAAAAGUGCCAUUGAUUUAGCAAAACUGCAGUAAAAAGGGAAUUGUUCUACGAUGGUUAAUUCUGGAUUGCUGGUUGAUCUCAGGCCACUUGUGUGCCUAGCUAACGAAUCAUUGGACGUAGCUAGCUGCGUCCAAUGUUGAUAUCCCAUGCCCCUCUGUCAACAAAAACCGACAAAAAGUAUUUGGUUUACACCAAUACUUGCAACGUGUGACGUGCGACUUUAAGCAUUUACAAUUUAGCCUAUGCUGCCGUAAAAGCCAGGACAUGCAGAAACGAUAUGAAGGUUGCUUGAAAUCCAUACCAAAGCCCCCAAAAGCUAAGACUUAUACUCUGGUGUUUGCUAACCUGUAUGACCUGUACAACCAGACUGGUAGCCAUGUUGGUCUUGACACAGGAAGCUGACCACUGCCAUCACAGUUAACGAUAGCAUUUCCUGGUUGUGCCUUCAGGGAAGUGUUAUUAAACAUAUAAAAAAGUGUGCUGCCUUCUAUUGCAGAUUGGUAAUUUAAACAGAAAGACAUACAAUGAAAUACCUUCAAUUGACCUGGAUUGUGUCAUUUAUUGUGAAGCUGAUUUUGUGUACUGAAUAGACUGAAUUUUGAAUUGAGAAUGUACUCUUCGUAGUGAAUGUACUGUGUUGUGAAUGAAACCAACGGAACCAUUAUUUUAAAAUAGCUAGAAAACAGAAUAUCACUGUAGUUGCCCACAAUGUAUCAACCUUAGGGUUGAUAUCAGUUUGUACCACUUCACAAUGUCUUUGAUAUAGGAAUCCAAUCACUAGCCAACAAGACAAGUAGCUUUAAUUCCCUACUUAUCAACCUCAAAUACGAAAACAUGCAACAAAUAUAUGAUAGACAUUUGUCAUUCAAAAGACUUAGGUUCACGCAGUCAUGUGUUGUAAGCAUUGCAUGUGGUUAAAUUGUUGUCUUUUUAAACUAAGGUGCAGAUAGCAGCACUCAUUUCCUAAGGAGCGCACUGUUACCAGUAUGAAAUAAAAGUGAAAAUGUGCUUUGGUUGGGAAAGAAAAGGUAAUAAUUUUACUUUUCUUAUUUUAAUAUAUUUUGUACAGAAGAACAUAGUAAAUGUUAUUCAAUGGCCCUCGUUAUGAGUAAAUGUUUGCAAGUGAGGAUAUCAGAGUUUUCACCGUACGUUUUUUUUAAUUUUUAUGAACUGACAACUUAAGUUUACGGGCCUCUAUUUUACCACUAUGAUAUGUGGGUCGACAGGCCUCUUUGUGAUGAAUAUAGGGGGGUAUUUGAAAUGGCGUUUCAGCAUCACACCUGGUGGUAAAAUGGGGGCCCUUUAAGCAAAAUGUGCUGGACUGAAGACUUAACUAUGUCUCCACAGAGCAGUUAUGGUGCUUAUUUAUUAUAAAUCAACUCUAUUGUAAUGAAUGAAUAAUCUAUGAAUAAAUGAAAAAAUUGAUACUGAAAAGACUUCAGUGGGAAUGCAACAAACAAACCAAAGUAUUGUGUCAUUUGGAUCUCAUUUUAAGUGCCACAUUACGAUCGAAGUACACAUUUUUUUGGCUUAUAAAAUGGUCUUCAACGUAAAUGAAGAACACGGAAACACCCGAGUGAUUCAAAGUGUAUUUUACUUUAUUUGCAGUACAUGUUUUUUUUGUUGGUUGUUUUUUUUCUGAGUUGGCAUCGUCCGAUCCCAGGGCAUGUAUUCUAGUAGUGCACUUAAUCGUUGUUUGCGCUUCUCUGGGGUCACGCAAAACACCAACAACUCUUAAUCUACUUGCAUGGCUGGAUUCACUAGCAAACAUUACAAACCAGCACCAUACAUAUAACGAGUUUUUACAAUUUUUUUUAGGCAUUGAAACUUUUAUCCUGUUUUGUUUAUUAACAUUAUUUUCGUCUUACCACACAACCAAAUCAAGAUCUUCUGGCCAUGAUGAACAUGAAGAAAUCUCGUUUACUUUUCUUUUUUUGUAUUUUCGAUCUCUGGCCGGAUCUGAUUGGUCGGUAAGACUAAUUACAGAACAAUAUGAUUAUAAACAAGUCACAGCAAAAAAAACGAAAAUAAAAAAAUGUAGUCUUAAAAAAGGGGAAACGUGUCGACAGUACCAAACAUUUUCUCUACCUUCAGGAGACAGCUAA